UAUAGUAAUAGGCGUAUAACUUGGUCCUUAUAGCAAGCUUCCUGGGUCCCCUUGAUUGAUUUUGUAUCUUUUUUUCAUAAUUCAUCGGUGAUCAAUACAGGUGUGACAAAAUGCAAGUAAAAGGCAAGAGGCUUUUUAUGUUUGUGCUGAUGUUGGUGCAGUGCGCAUUUAUUGUGACUUUUGUUCUGUGUGUGGAAUAUGACAACAAUGCAAAACCUAACAUUGACAAAAAUAUGCAAGGUUCUGAAUCAGCUCAAGGGAAAACUCCAGGGAAUGACAGAGUAAUGCAAACCUAUCCAAGUUUCCAAGAUGUGCAUGUUAUGAUCUACAUCGGUUUUGGGUUUUUGAUGACAUUUUUGAAACGAUACGGAUAUUCUGCAGUCAGCAUCAAUCUUCUCCUAGCGUCUUUCUGUGCACAAUGGGCCAUCAUUGUAAGAGCCGCCAUUUCCGGAAACUGGACAGUUGGCGUCAUGGAAAUGCUUACCGCAGACUUCGCUGCAGCAACAAUUCUUAUUUCAUUUGGAGCUGUUCUUGGGAAAACUGGUCCUCUUCAGCUUCUGAUAAUGGCCUGUAUAGAAAUAGUCCUGGCGCAAGUUAACGAGCACAUUGGUGUGCAUAUUCUGCAUACAGCUGACGUUGGAGAGUCAAUGUUCAUCCACGCUUUUGGUGCUUACUUUGGCUUGGCUGUGGCAAGAGUAUUAUACAGUGAAGAUAUCGAAAGAGCAAGCGGCAAAGAGGGUGCUGUGUACCAUUCUGACUUGUUUUCAAUGAUAGGUACAGUAUUCCUCUGGUUGUACUGGCCUAGUUUUAAUGGCGGUGCCGUCGAAGGGGACCAGCAACACCGAGCCUUCGUCAACACCUACCUCUCCCUCCUCGCCUGUACCGUCACAACUUUUAUAGUCUCCUCCCUCGUGGAUAAGCGCGGGAAAUUUGAUAUGGUUCACAUUCAAAACGCUACUUUGGCCGGUGGUGUCGCGGUUGGGACCUCAGCCCAUAUGCCGAUCCAGCCCUGGGGUGCCAUGCUUUUGGGGACCACUGCCGGUAUUAUAUCUGUGCUCGGAUACAAGUACUUAACCCCUUUGAUGGCUACCAAGCUCAGAAUACACGACACUUGUGGCGUGAACAAUCUGCAUGGAAUGCCGGGAAUUUUGGCAGCUAUAGGUGGUGCUGUUGCUGCAGCUAUGUCAAGCAAAGAAACAUGGGGAGAUAGCUUAUACUCCAUUUUUACCGCAAUGGAGCCAACGAUGAUUAACACCACCAUGACAACAAACGCAAUGACAGCUAACGUCACAGAGGUCAUGGGGAGGUCAGCGAUGGAACAGGGCGGCUACCAGAUGGCGGCUCUCUGUCUGACCCUGGCUAUAGCCAUUGUGGGCGGGGUCAUUACGGGUUUUAUCCUUAAAAUUCCGUUCCUUGAUAAUCCGACCGGGGAUCUCCUGUUUGAUGAUACAGAUCAGUGGAAUGUAGCCGACGAAGGGUUUCCGAAUUCCGGGGAACUACCACUGAACGGAAAAUCCGGUGACGGAGAGUCUAAGGAUGACACUAAGAUUCGUAUGCUGUGAAGAAUUUUGGGAACUUGCCUCUCACAGAACGACAGCCAUUUUGACAAGUCAUGAUACAGUACAUUUACAUAUAUCACCUUUAGAUUGUUUGGCUAGAUUUUGAGAGAGAAAAAAUUCUAUUUCAAUCGCAAAAUGUGUUCUACCUUUUAAAAAUUGCUGUCUAUAAUGUAAAUGUGUUCAGUUGAAACUAUCGAGUUUAUACAGGAAAUAAAAACCAUGCCUUUUCUCUGCAUGCAAUAUUAUAUACAUGUAAUAUCCGUAGAAUCAAAAUACGGUGUUUCAUGAUUAAGUUUCAGUAUUAAAAACAUUCUAGCAAAGAAAUGUAAUAACUAAUACCAGUAAAGCGGUAGACUUAUUCCAUACUGUGGGUUUCAUUGAUAUUUGGGCAUUCAUUUUUUCAACGAUACCUCAAGCAGUGCCAAAUGGUCCUAUCAAUUCAAUGUGCUUAUACAUACUGCACUUCAUUGAACACUUAGUUUUGCGAUUACACGUAAGUUUAAGUACAAUUUACCAACAAAUUCAACAACGAAUUUUAAAAUCCGCGAAAAAGUAAUGAACGAAUGUUGAUGAAGCCACGGUAAAUUCUGGUUAAUCACAGAUAUGCUAUAAUUAUUAGAAAGCAUCUCUGUUUUUAGCAAAGACAUCUUAAUCAUAUUUACAGUAUUAUAAAGCUGUAUCUUUUAAUUUUUUGUAGAACUACUAACAUGCAUGCGCUGCAUAUAUAUAUACAUACCCUCAAUCUAUUUUCCUGUUUUACUCAAAAAAGUUUGUGAUUUACAGGAAAAUGCCUGAAAAAGUGUAGAAGGCAUAUUUAUAUCAAUAUUCAUUAUUUUAUUUCAUAUGAUGAAUAAUGUGUUUUACAUUGUAUAUUUUUGCUAGAUUAUCAAUAAAUAAAUUUUAUAUAAAAAA
Magallana angulata is the source of this 2471-nucleotide messenger RNA. RefSeq names its product ammonium transporter Rh type A-like. Gene Ontology annotation, biological process: ammonium homeostasis; ammonium transmembrane transport. Gene Ontology annotation, molecular function: ammonium channel activity. The record is from RefSeq and is a predicted model, not a curated record. The coding region runs from base 111 to 1562 and encodes 483 amino acids. Gene Ontology annotation, cellular component: plasma membrane. The transcript is spliced from 10 exons. Lineage: Eukaryota; Metazoa; Mollusca; Bivalvia; Ostreida; Ostreidae.